This is a messenger RNA of Nicotiana tabacum (common tobacco), 2606 nucleotides long. RefSeq names its product calcium-dependent protein kinase 26. Gene Ontology annotation, molecular function: ATP binding; calcium ion binding; protein kinase activity. The record is from RefSeq and is a predicted model, not a curated record. NCBI's taxonomy places the organism in Eukaryota, Viridiplantae, Streptophyta, Magnoliopsida, Solanales, Solanaceae. Gene Ontology annotation, biological process: protein phosphorylation.
UGAAAAACCUGUCGCUUCUCGCCUUCCCCUGUCCCUCGGCUUUUCUCUCCUAAAUUUCAACAAAAAUAGAGAGACAUUCAAAUCCAAAACCCUAAUCCAACAAGCUUCAUUCCCAAAGAGAAUCUUGGUAAACAUUUACAUACACACAUUGAAAUUGAAACACAAACUUAGCUGAUAAGUCGUUAAUCUCUUCAGUUUCACGUACAAUUAUUAUUACAAUUCUUGGACGGCGGUCCCUUUCUCCUUCCAUUUCUCAAUUGCUUAUGCUGUUUUUUCCCCUCCUUAAUUACUCAUUUGGGUUUGAGAAUUUCAUAUUCAAUUCCUCAACAUAGCCACUUAAUUUCUCCUGGAAACCCAAAGUUGAGGGUCUCGAAACUUAUUUUCCCUUUUGAAAAGGUCAUGCAUCGGAAGAGGGUGGUUGACUGCUUCAAAUGCUUCAAAUUUCAUUCCAUUUUGAGGGGUUAAAUUUUGGCUUGAUAUUUGAAUUCAGAUGUGUAUAGUAGUAACAGAUAUUGGUGGAGAGGAGCAUAGUGAUAGAUGGGAAAUAAUUGUGUUCAUGCAAAGUUUUCAAAGGAUGGGUUCUUCAACUUAUUCUUUUGGCGGUCUCGAUCACCGAAUAUGAUCACAAAUAAGAAAAAAGAAAAGGCUAUUGAAGAACCUUCUACAGACAAACAGCCCGAACGUCCUAACUCUUUUCAGAAUCAACCCCCAGAAUUGGUGAAGAUAGACAGAGAAGAGAGUAAACUAUCUGAUACAAAAGGGCCUGAGCAGGCUAUUAAAGUGAAGGAACAGAAGAUAGACGCUCAGGUAGUUAAACCUGAGAAGAUGUCAGUUGAUUCGAAACCUACAGUAGCAACGGGACCUGAAAAUUUUGGCAACACAAUCCAUGAAAAGGCAAAACCAAAAGAGCCCGCGAAACCGAAGAAGCCACAUCACGUCAAGAGAAUGCUUAGUGCAGGACUCCAGGUUGAGUCGGUGUUGAAAACAAAAACCGGUCUUCUGAAGGAGCAUUAUGAUUUGGGGGAGAAACUUGGACAUGGGCAAUUCGGGACCACAUUCCUCUGUGUUGAAAAAGCAACAGGGGAAAAGUAUGCUUGUAAGUCUAUUGCGAAGAGGAAAUUAUUGACGCCUGAAGAUGUGGAAGAUGUAAGGAGAGAAAUUCAGAUAUUGCAUCACUUAUCUGGACAUCCUAACGUCAUUUCAAUAAAAGCAGCGUAUGAGGAUGCUGUUGCAGUUCAUGUUGUGAUGGAAUUAUGUACAGGGGGUGAGCUCUUCGAUAGAAUUGUUAAGCAGGGACAUUAUUCCGAGAGAAAAGCGGCUGAGCUUUCAAGGACAAUAGUUAGUGUAAUAGAAGCCUGCCAUUCUCUAGGAGUGUUGCACUUGGACCUUAAGCCUGAGAAUUUUCUCUUUGUCAAUGAGGAAGAGGAUUCACCUCUAAAGAUUAUAGAUUUCGGGCUAUCAACGUUUUUCAAGCCAGGGCAAAUAUUCUCUGAUAUUGUUGGAAGCCCUUAUUAUGUUGCUCCAGAAGUUCUGCUUAAGCGAUAUGGUCAGGAGGCUGAUAUCUGGAGUGCAGGUGUAAUAAUUUACAUUCUUCUCACUGGUGUACCUCCAUUUUGGGGUGAAAGUGAGCAGGAAAUAUUCGACGAGGUUUUACGUGCCGAUAUUGACUUCAUAUCAGAUCCUUGGCCUAACAUUUCUGAAGAUGCAAAAGAUCUGGAAAGGAGAAUGCUUGUUAGGGACCCCAGAGAGCGACUUACCGCACAUGAAGUUCUAUGCCAUCCCUGGGUGAAGAUUGAUGGUGUGGCUCCAGAUAAGCCUCUUGAUUCUGCAGUAUUGAGUCGCUUAACACAGUUUUCUGCCAUGAACAAGCUUAAGAAAAUGGCUCUCAUGGUUAUUGCUGAGAGUCUUUCUGAAGAGGAAAUUGCAGGCUUGAAAGAGAUGUUCAAAAUGAUUGACACAGAUAACAGUGGACAUAUUACUUUAGAUGAACUGAAGAUUGGACUAAAGCAAUUUGGGGCUGAUCUUAGUGAGACUGAGAUACAAGACUUGAUGAAGGCGGCGGACGUUGACAACAGUGGUACCAUUGACUAUGGGGAAUUCGUAGCUGCAAUGCUUCAUGUCAACAAAGCUGAGAAAGAAGAUUAUCUUUCUGCUGCUUUUUCAUAUUUUGACAAAGAUGGGAGUGGGUAUAUUACUGCAGAUGAAAUUCAAAAGGCUUGUGAGGAAUUUGGCAUAAAGGAUGUCCGCUUGGAUGAAAUCAUUCAAGAAGUUGAUCAAGACAAUGAUGGCCGGAUAGAUUAUAAAGAGUUUGUGGCGAUGAUGCAGAAAGGAAAUGCAAAUUUGGGCAACAGACGGUUGCCUAAUAAUUUUAACAUCGGAUUUAGGGACCCAACAAAAGUCUGCUGACACAGAAAGAUAUUUGUACUUGUUUAUUAUUAAUUUUUCUCUUCUUUCUGUUUUUAGUUUUUCUCCUUCAUCAUCUUCCCAUGAUCUUUGUACUUACUUUUUCUGUUUGUAAUUUUUCUUCUUUUGUCAUUUCCCUCAUGAUUUUGAAGUGUACAGAAGUAUAGUAGGCUCAAGCAUCAGUUGAUGUUGGUUCAUAACAA